Messenger RNA from Onychostoma macrolepis, 7550 nucleotides. RefSeq names its product par-3 family cell polarity regulator alpha, a (gene pard3aa). The transcript is spliced from 24 exons. Gene Ontology annotation, cellular component: apical plasma membrane; cell cortex; apical junction complex. Lineage: Eukaryota; Metazoa; Chordata; Actinopteri; Cypriniformes; Cyprinidae. Gene Ontology annotation, biological process: establishment of centrosome localization; establishment of cell polarity; microtubule cytoskeleton organization. The coding region runs from base 270 to 4310 and encodes 1346 amino acids. Gene Ontology annotation, molecular function: protein binding; phosphatidylinositol binding. The record is from RefSeq and is a predicted model, not a curated record.
GAAACAGCAGUGAGUCAGUGUGAGUGUCAGAGAGAGCUGUGAAAGAGCGCGUGGGAAGCCCAGCCCACGGUCACUUCACCGCGACACACGGCGAGACGAGCGAUCACGCGCCGAACAGGUGGUCCAGUCCCACCUGAGGAGCACAACAUGAGGAUUUAUCCCGCUUUUUACCUGUACGGAUACAAUGCUGCCGUGGCUUACUGAUUUUUCCUGAAGAGUUCAACACUUCAAGCGCUUCCCUGUGGAGUCUCUGGGAAUAUCGGGCGAAUAUGAAAGUGACAGUGUGUUUUGGAAGGACGCGGGUGGUCGUUCCCUGUGGGGAUGGGAAUAUCAAAAUACACAGUCUUAUUCAGCAAGCGACAAUGAGAUAUAAAAAAGCCAUAGCCAAGGACCCAGGCUACUGGAUACAGGUGAAUCGGUUAGAACAUGGAGACGGAGGCAUUUUGGACCUGGAUGACGUGCUGUGUGAUGUGGCCGACGACAAAGACAGGCUGGUGGCGGUGUACGAGGAGCAGGACCCUCAUCAUGGUGGAGACGGCACCAGCGCCAGCUCCACAGGUACCCAGAGUCCAGAUCUCUUCAGCACGGGUGAGCUCAACUCCAGCAACCUGUCGGCCUUCCAGCCCUACCAGACCAGCAGUGAGAUCGAGGUCACCCCAUCCGCCCUCAGGACCAACAUGCCUUUGCAUGUACGCCGCAGCAGUGAUCCGGCUCUGGCUGGCCUGCCCGAAGCCCAGCUGCAGCCAGAGGAACCGUCUCGUAAGAACCCCACUCGCUGGUCCACCACAGCAGGCUUUCUGAAAGCCAACAACACCAGCGGAACCAACAGCCUAGAGCGAAAGGGUAAAGGUCUGGAUGCGUACCGCAGCCUUCCUCGUGAUGUUGUCCCCUGGGCCACCCAGUUUCAGAGAGAAAACGCCCGCUCCUCUCUUAGUGCCAACCAUCCCAUGGUAGACCGAUGGCUUGAGCGUCAAGAACAGGAAGAAGAAGAAGAAGAAGAAGAAGAAGAAGAAGAAGGCGGCGGCGAGGAGAGAGCAGACAACGGGAAGAACGGCAGGAUCGAGCCGGUGGGAAGAGCAGAUUCCUGUGUGGAAUCAGCUUCACUCGAUGAAAUGUUGAAGCUGGUUGAGGUGUCCAAUGGCGGUGGGCCGCUAGGAAUCCACGUGGUGCCUUUCAGUGCCAGAGACAGAAGGACGCUGGGUUUGUUAGUGAAGAGGCUGGAGAGGGGCGGGAAGGCGGAGCGGGAGGCUCUGUUCCAGGAGAACGACUGUAUCGUCCGGAUUAAUAACGCAGACCUGCGCAACAUCCGAUUCGAACAGGCCCAGAAUUUGUUCAGACAGGCUAUGCGUUCUCCACUCAUCCUGUUCCAUGUGGUUCCAGUGGUGAAGAAAGCCCAAUACGAGCUGCUGUCUCAGAACGAGCUGGGUCUUCAGGCCGCUCCGAGCCUCGGGGACAGGGCCAGUCUGGUGGGAGGAGGUGUGGACUACAGCCCGCGGAGAAUGUCCAAAGCUGAUUCCACCCUGGGCUAUCCCACGUUACCGCACCUAGCAAACCCAUCAAACAAGACCCUGCUGGGCCCCAUCCAGCACUCCAGACCCACCAGUGCCGCCUCCUCUGUGGGCUACUCUAAAAAGAUUGGCCGCAAGUUCAGCGUCCAGCUGAGGAAAGGUCCGGAGGGCUUGGGUUUCAGCAUCACCUCCAGAGACGUCCCGAUUGGUGCUUCCGCCCCCAUAUAUGUGAAGAACAUCCUCCCGCGUGGAGCCGCCAUCCAGGACGGCCGUCUGAAGGCCGGAGACCGGCUGCUUGAGGUUAACGGAGUGGAUCUGAAUGGUAAGACUCAGGAGGAGGUUGUGGCUCUGUUGCGCUCGACUCCCAUGGGAGGCACUGUAGGUCUUCUCAUCGUCAGACAAGAGGACACUUUCCUGCCCCGCGAAGUGAAAGAGCAAGACGACUUAAUUUUGACCCCGGAUGGAACGCGGGAGUUUAUGACGUUUGAAAUCCCUCUCAAUGACUCGGGAUCGGCCGGGUUAGGGGUCAGCGUCAAGGGCAAUAGAUCUAAAGAGAGCCACGCUGACCUGGGCAUUUUCGUCAAGUCUAUAAUCACUGGAGGAGCCGCCUGCAAGGAUGGGCGGCUGAGGAUAAAUGACCAGCUGAUAGCGGUUAAUGGAGAGUCUCUACUGGAGACAACCAAUCAGGAAGCGAUGGAGGCCCUCCGCAAGUCCAUGUCGAUCGAGGGCAACAAGAGAGGCAUGAUUCAGCUGAUCGUGGCCCGGCGGGUCGCAGGGAGGGGAGAGGAGGCUCCAGGUAGCCCGCCUGUGCCUCUGAACUCUCCACAAGACGAACAUGAGCGACGGAUCUCUCAGUCGCUGUAUCCCGGAGAGAGCCUGGAUGACAACCACACCCCACGAGCCACCAUGAUGGGUAGAAUGAUGGGUCACUACCAGCUGUCCCCCACUGUGAAUAUGCCCCAGGAUGACACAGUCAUCAUUGAAGAUGAUAGGCCACCUGUUCUUCCUGCCCGCUUGUCUGACCAAUCAUCAUCCAGCUCCCACGAUGACAUGGGAUUUGUGACAGAAAUGCCAGGAUCCUGGCCCAAAGAUGUCCAGAUACAGGACGAAAGCACACUCAGUCCAGACGCAGAUAUGGACGCCGUGUUUCAGAGGGAAGGCUUCGGCCGGCAGAGCAUGUCAGAAAAGCGGACCAAACAGUACAGCGAUGCUUCUCAACUGGAGAUCAUCAUGAGUCGCAAGUCGAAGAGUAUGGACCUAGUAGCCGACGAGUUUAACCUCCCUCCCUGCACAGAGAGGACAGAAGGCAACUCCACGCGAGAUGUGGGACCGUCGUUGGGUUUGAAGAAGUCGAGUUCCUUGGAGAGCCUCCAGACAGCUGUUGCCGAGGCGACGCUCAACGGAGACGUCUCGUUCCACAGGCCACGCCCCAGAAUCAUCAGGGGGCGGGGCUGCAACGAGAGCUUCCGGGCGGCCAUCGACAAGUCUUACGACAAGCCAGGUGUGACCAUAGUCAACCCCGAUGAAGAUGACGAGGGGAUGGAGACAUUGGAAGAAGAUACAGAGGAAAGCUCACGAUCAGGCCGCGACUCCAUUUCCACGGCCACGGACCUCACCCUCCCACCCUCCAACACAGAGAAACAGCUGAAUGGCGGACGCACCAAAGAGGACAAGAAGAAGGAGCGAGGACCGAAGGACAAGAAAGACAAGAGCAAAGCCAAGAAAGGCGUGCUGAAGGGCCUAGGCGACAUGUUCAGGUUCGGCAAAAACCGCAAAGACGAGAGGCAAGGGGACAAGAUGGAGCGGAAGGGGUCCAGCAAGAGCAAGAUGGAGGAAACUCAGGCCAGCGAGGAGGAGAUGCAGAGAAUGAGGCUGGAGCAGGAGAGAAUUCAAGCGAAGACCAGGGAGCUCCGAGAGCGACAGGCCAGAGAGCGAGACUACGCUGAGAUCCAGGACAUCAACCGAACCUUCAGCUCUGACGAGGAGCACACCUACGCCGGGAUCGGCUCUCUGGACUCGUCACUGGACAGCAGCAUGGACCUGAGCCAUAACCCCGGUCCAGAGCGUCCGCAGAGCCCCAGAGACCAGGCCUUGCCCUUAGAGGCUCUCUACGCACAGGUCAACAAGCCCCGCAACGGACGCCCGCCAUCUGCAGACAGCAACCGACUGGCACCCAGCAACCAUGACCGGAUACAGCGUCUACGACAUGAGUUCCAGCAGGUCAAGCAGGAGGAGGAACCUGAUGACCGCCGUCGAUCCUACAGCUUUCAACAACAACAGAGGACCAACACGGGUUCUUAUACACCGACGGGGCGGCACUCGGUUUCAGUGGAGGACCAAAUGCAGAAACAGAGAGAGGACAGAGACUCUUUCACUCAAGCCCAGAGGCAAUACAACUCCUUACCGCGACAACCACGUAAAAACCCUAGCACCGUGUCUCAAGACUCUUGGGAUAAAGUCUAUCCUCCCGGCGAGGUCUUUCAGUCCGCCAAAGAGAACCCGCGGUACUCCAGCUACCAGGGAUCCCGCACUACCAACGGCUACCUGGGCACCGCCGCCACUGGCCUGAACGCUCGCGUCCUCCUCGAGACCCAAGAGCUCCUGAGACAGGAACAGAGACGAAAGGAGCAGGAGGCUAAAACCAAGCUACCUACUAUGGAGGAGACGCCAACCUCAAGCCAAAACCCUGUUCCUGCUCCACCCAAAGGCCCCUACCGACAAGACGUGCCACCCUCGCCCACUCAACUCGCCCGGCUGAACCGUCUACAGACCCCUGAGAAGGGCCGCCCCUUCUACUCCUGAGACAAGAGAUCAAAACUGUAGAAAAAACUGUAUGACAGCAAUAAUAUUGAAUGGAGAGAGACAGGGCUAUAACAUGGAAACUGCAUGGAGUAUACUGGGUAACUGGUUUUGGAGGUUUUUCUGAGGGUUGCCAAGUUGUUGUUUUUUUUACUCUAGUAUGGAGUCUUUGAACUAUCCAUCUCCCAUUCCUGCUUUUGACAAACGUGUAUGUGUUCACUGACGUUAUGGCACUAGGUACUCUUGACAAUCACAUGACAGUCGCCCGAGGCUUUGAUACAUGGUUGUUUCCACCAUAUUGUGACCUACAUAUCUUGUUUUUGUCAAGUGUGCUGAGAAAAACAAGUAGGUGAGUAAAUUUCACUACACCUGUCAGAAACAUGUCUAGGUCAUAUUUCACCACAAAAUCAAAAGAAAAAAAUGCAAUAGUUAGCUAUAAAAUGAAGCUUGUUUUUUUUUUUUUUUUUAGAUGUAUUGUAGACACAAAUUAAGAAUUUGUUCCCACAACUUGUAUAGAUAUUUUACAAUUUAAAUAUAUCCGCAUUAUUUUCACUGAAAAUGAGCUUUUUGAUACAUUACGCUAAUCAGGGUUUUGUGGGUGUAGGUGUACAGUAUGUGUUCAGGGCGAGUGUGUUUUAGCCCAUGUACUCCAGCAGUGUAGCUGAACUCAGCUAAUAGAGUGCAGAAAGGUUAUGACCCCACAACCCUCCAACUCUCUGCUACAGAAACCCCCAUUAACCCAUCAUACUUCUCAAUUGCUCCUCAUGUGUCGCCUCCCAUCUCCACCCACUUCAUAAUUGAUUCUUCUGCUUUUUCCUUGAGUUAGUGGCCUCCGUUCCUCCACUACUAAGAUGGUAAAUGCACAGAAAUUCAGGAAUUAGUCAAUUCUCUUUUUUGUUUAAACCUGUUUAAAAUACUUCCAAAAGAGCAAAUAAUUUGGUUUGGUGCUACUAGUAGAAAUAGAAAUGACAUACUGUACUUUUUUAAGUCAACAUGAAGCAAUGUUAUUCAAUAGCUAUGAUUUCAUCCACCUAUUUUUAUGGGAAUUUUGGAAUAUCGCAUAAAGAAACUCUGGAUGGAAACACCAAAAUGUGCAUAAAUUCUAAAAUUGCACAUAAAAAGGGUAUAAUUUCUUCAUCCGAUAAGAAGAUAUGCUCAUAAACUAAGAUAGAAACACAUUUAAUGAAUAAAUUCUGCAGUGCACUUCAAAAAAAACUCAUGCGGCUUUGCCUCAACAGUGCAUGUGAUUGCAUAACUGAACUAACCAGCACACCGUUCUCAUCACAUACCAUCUCAAAUGUUGUUUUAGUCAUUCUGAAAUGCCUGAACCAAACUCUGUCAUCAAAAUGAUUUGGAAUAAUUCCCCCCCGAAAGUGCCUCUCAUGAUUGUGUUCUAAAACAUCAGGUAUCCCUACACAAGAUAACAUCAUGACGUUUGUUAUUGUGUGCAAGUCAUUUAUUAUGUAAGUUUCCCUGGUUGCAGCGACUUUCGUUGAGGAGAGCAGUGUUUUAUUCGCAAAUGUUUCAUGCGAUAUUCUAAUUUUGGGCAUAAGUUAAUUUGACGAAUUUGGAUGGAAACAUAGCUAAUGAGAUCAAAUGCAAUUUUCUUCAUCGGGAAUCUGUGUGGUUGGAGGGGAGGGGCUUAGAAAUAAGAGGGAUUGAUGAUGUCAUCCAAAAUGGAAAAUCACUUUAAAAGUGGAGCAUGUUUUUACUUUUUGAUGAAAGACGAUGUCACAAUGUUUUUUUGUUUUUUUUUGGAUGUUGCAUAAUAACACCAGGAACAUGUUAACUUUAAUGCUUCCUAUCAAGACUGUAUAUGUGUGCCUUGCAGGCAGUGUGCUUGUGUGUGUGUUACAUGUUAUACCCUGUAGGCGUGGGUGUGACUCUGACAUUUACCUUCAUACAAAAACUGUCUUUGGUGUCAGCGGCUCAGGCAGAGACUAGUUCUGUUCAGCACUUUGGUUUUUUAUCGCACAGGUUAAUGGGCAGUUGCUCGCGCACAUGUUCCACUAUAACACAACCAAGCUCAGGUUACAGCUCAUGCCGCAGUAGCCACGAAUACAGUCCAGAAAGGAGCACUUCACCUAGUAAUAAAAACUCAUCUACUCUCACCCAUAUCCUUCCAGACCUGUUUGCCUUACUUUCUGUGCAGUCCAUACUUUCGUCUCAAAAGGCAAGUAAAGUUGUCCAUAUGACUUCUACGAUAAAAUUGGACUGUUCUUUUAUUGAAUUUUUUUCAGCUUGCCACUGUUUUAGUUAUAUAAAAAAGAAAGUCAUUUUUCCAUGACUAUCCCUUUAAAUCCAGCUGCCUUUUAACUAUUCAUUCAAAAAUCCAAACCACUCUAACAAACAUCAUGUGACUUUUAUGUGUGCUGUAUGUUUUUUUGAUAUGUGUACGUGUGUGUGUGUGUGUGUGUGUGUGUGUGUGUGUGUGUGUGUGUGUGUGUGUGUGUGUGGGUUUUGUGUGGGAUUGUGUAUCACCAGUGCCUGUAACAUGACUCUCUCUUGUCUAUGAACUGUAUCUUGGCAGGCACAUUAAACACUUGGCCACAUUUUUCAGAGCUAAAGCUAAAAGAGCUCAAUAAGCUCUCACAAAAGGGAAAGCCAGGCCCAUUGACCGAUGUACUUUCCUCCAAGUCUCUUCCUGGCGUCUCGCUCUGUCUCGGAUCCAUUCAUUGUGGAAAAUGUUCAGUAUAUCUGCUAAAUUCUUCUCUGACUUCGGUACUUCCUCCCAAAAUUGUUCUGGGUUCUGUGGUACAACAUGAUGUGCUUCUAAUAUUGUAUCUACAAUUUCCAGAACAGCAGCUGUAUUUAGUUUUUUUGAUGUUUUUUUUUUUUUUUUUUGGUGCUGGCUGCUUAUCUGCUAUUUUAUAUCACAUUGUAUACAUGAGACGUUUUUGAUGGCAAGUGCCUGUGAAGAGGGAUGUUUCUGUAUGUUAAAAGUUUAACGUGUCGCCAAAUGCACAUAUUUUUUAAAUGAAAUUAUUGUAUUCCUUUGUCUUUCUCUGAUCAUACAGCAUUUGUUUUAAUCGUUAAAAGAAAGCAAAGAUUAAUCUGCACAUUUUAAUGUAUUUGUAUGACAUUUUGUUGUCGAUGUACGUCGUAGGUACUAAGGUGUUUGAUUCCUGUAUGCACAGUGAAAAUGGUUUUUACACAAAGUUUUUACCUGAUGUGUCAAAAUAUACACAAAGCUUCUCUGUACAUAUCAAAUCUAUAUUCAAUAAAAAGUUCCUCCAUUCUGUU